AUGGAAGUUAUAACAGAAAAACCAAAAGUACAAUUUAACUUUUAUGAUGAACAGAAAAAUAGCUAUAAUAAGAGUACUGAUUAUCCAGAAUUCUCUAAGGAUUGUAAUAUAGAUUAUCAACCUUAUUUUUAUACAAAUAGAAAAUUCCCUUUAGAUAAAAAUAGUGAACAAAGAAGACAAGAAUCUCCUAGUAGAAAACCAGGUUUAUGUGUCGAUGAAAUAUGUACGUGUGGAUUUCAUAGAUGUCCUAGAAUAAUCAAAUCGUUACCUUUUGAAGGAGAAAGUAAUUAUCGCAGCGAAUUUGGGCCCAAAGCUUUGCCUGAAUUGCCCCCUCCAAUUUAUAUGAAACCACCAAAAUCGUUACCUUUUGAAGGAGAAAGUAAUUAUCGAAGCGAAUUUGGGCCCAAGCCUUUACCUGAAUUACCACCUCAGAUUUAUAUGAAACCACCAAAAUCUUUGCCUUUUGAGGGAGAAAGUAAUUAUAGAAGCGAAUUUGGGCCCAAGCCUUUACCUGAAUUACCACCUCAGAUUUAUAUGAAACCACUAAAAUCUUUGCCUUUUGAGGGAGAAAGUAAUUAUAGAAGCGAAUUUGGCAUAAAACCUUUGCCAGAAUUACCACCAAGGGUAGAAACUAAAUUAGUGAAAUCAUUACCUUUUGAAGGUGAAAGUAAUUAUAGAAGCGAAUUUGGGCCCAAACCUUUACCAGAAUUACCACCAAGGGUAGAAACUAAAUUAGUGAAAUCAUUACCUUUUGAAGGUGAAAGUAAUUAUAGAAGCGAAUUUGGGCCUAAACCUUUGCCUGAAUUACCACCAAAAAUAUAUAUGCAACCACCAAAAGCAUUACCCUUUGAAGGAGAAAGUAAUUAUAGGAGUGAGUUUGGACCUAAGCCUUUACCAGAAUUACCCCCAAGAAUUGAAAUGAAAAUUCCAAAAUCGUUACCCUUCGAAGGUGAGAGUAAUUAUAGAAGCGAAUUCGGGCCCAAACCGUUGCCUGAAUUGCCACCAAAAAUAUAUAUGCAACCACCAAAAUCAUUACCCUUUGAGGGUGAAAGUAAUUACAGGAGUGAAUUCGGUCCUAAACCGUUACCUGAAUUACCACCAAGACAUGAAACUAAAUUAGUGAAACAAUUGCCUUUUGAAGGAGAGAGCAGUUAUAGAACAGAAUAUAUACGAAAGGUUCUUCCUGUUUGCCCAGUGGAUUUAUUACCUAAAUAUCCUACACCUACUUAUCCAUCUCAACAUGUAUUUUGGGAUAGAGAAACAAAAAGGUGGUACUAA
This is a messenger RNA of Plasmodium adleri (nom. inval.), 1278 nucleotides long. Its product is annotated as subpellicular microtubule protein 1, putative. The transcript has a single exon. Lineage: Eukaryota; Apicomplexa; Aconoidasida; Haemosporida; Plasmodiidae. Gene Ontology annotation, cellular component: cytoskeleton. Gene Ontology annotation, biological process: microtubule anchoring. The record is from RefSeq and is a predicted model, not a curated record. The coding region runs from base 1 to 1278 and encodes 425 amino acids. Gene Ontology annotation, molecular function: microtubule binding.